AUGGCAAGGAAAGGGCUAUCAAGUCUCUUCUCAUCAUCCUCCUCCUCCUCUUCCUCUCCUUCUUCACAUUCUCUUCCAAGCCGACCUCAGACUCCUCGGAGUCCUUCCACACCCAUAAGGCAGACCUUAUCGGACUCGAUGAUCCGAGAAACCAUAGAGAAUGCUCAGUCCAUCAUCACCAAGUGGGGACCAGACUCGGCCCUGUUCCAUGAGAACCGGGCGGAGUCCCUCGAGUUCCUCAAAUCCGUGGACCGACUGCGUCACGCCAUGAAGGCCUUGGCCGCGACAAACUCGGGCUCAGACCUCCUCGUGGUCGCUCAAAAGCUCAUGCUAACUGCCAUGAAGAGGCUCGAGAAGGAUUUCUACCGGAUCCUCUCAAGCAACACCAGCGGGCUCAACCCCGAGUCGAUUUCGAGUCACUACUCGAGUGAGUCGAGCAGUUCGCUCGAUGACCAUAACCUCUCGGAAGAAGCAACGUUCGACCUUAAACUGAUUGCUGAUUGCAUGACGAGUUCUGGGUAUGGAAAAGAGUGUGCUGUGAUUUAUAAGUUGACCAGGAGAUCAGUUAUCGACGAGAAUCUCUAUCAGCUGGGGAUCGAACACUUCCGGCCUUCUCACAUCCACAAGAUGGACCCAACAGCACUUGAUCGCGUGAUCAAGAACUGGUUGGGGUCUGUGAAGACUGCUGUGAGGGCCCUCUUCAGGGGAGAGAGGAUACUCUGUGACCAUGUCCUUUCUGCCUCUGACACAAUCAGAGAGUCCUGCUUUAGUGAGAUCACACGAGAGGCCGCAGUCAACUUGUUCCGACUUCCCGCAUUGGUUGCCAAGAGGAAGCAACCGUCUGAUCGAGUUCUCCAGCUAUUAGAGCUCUAUGAUGCGCUCUGGGACGUAUGGCCAGACAUUGAAACUGUGUUCAGCUUUGAGUCAACCUCGGGAGUGAGAUUCCAGGCGAUCCAGUCCCUCGUCAAGCUGGGCGGGUCGGUUCAUGGUAUUAUAUCAGACUAUGAAUCUGCAAUUCAGAAGGCCUCACCCAGGGCUCUGACUCCAGGUGGCGGAGUCCACCCAACGACCCAAUCAGUGAUGGAUAUCGUUGCCUCACUUACAGGCUACGCUGGAAUCUUGUCAGAGAUCCUGGGGGAUCACUCAAAGCCUGGUGAUUUCUUGCUGCCGGAGGAGGAGAUGUCAGAGAAUAUUUCCGGGUCGAUUGUGUCACGCUGUCUCGCACGGCUAAUCCUAGUCCUUCUAUGCAAGCUUGAUAGGAAAGCGGAGCUCUACAGAGAUGCAGCACUCUCAUACCUGUUCCUGGCGAACAACUUGGACUAUAUCACUCAGAAGGUGGGGAGCACCGACCUCAAGUACCUCCUUGGGGAUGAGUGGAUCUCCCAGCACGAGAAGAAGGUCCACCAGUUCAUGUCGAGCUAUGAGGCCUUUGCCUGGGGCCCAGUCUUUCUCUCCCUGCCAGAGACCUGUGGCUCAGGCUCAGGCACGGGCUCAAUGUCCACUGACACGGUGAAGGAGUGGUUUGGGAAAUUUAAUGCAGCGUUUGAGAAUGCCUAUGUGAGGCAGGUGUCAUGGGUUGUGCCUGAUGGAAAGUUGAGGAACCAAAUAAAGGUUUCCAUUGCAAACAAGAUUGUCCAUGCCUAUCGGGAAUUCUAUGAGAUGGGAUUGAAGUUGUUUGGGGAAGCCAAGAGGUACUCAAAUACAGUAAUCAGGUUCAGUCCAGAUGAUAUCGAGAAUUACCUGUCAGAUUUGUUCCGUGGAGAAUCUGAUUCUUGGGUUUUCUGA
Messenger RNA from Punica granatum (pomegranate), 1785 nucleotides. Lineage: Eukaryota; Viridiplantae; Streptophyta; Magnoliopsida; Myrtales; Lythraceae. The record is from RefSeq and is a predicted model, not a curated record.